Molecule: messenger RNA, 2322 nt
Organism: Aspergillus brunneoviolaceus CBS 621.78
Lineage: Eukaryota; Fungi; Ascomycota; Eurotiomycetes; Eurotiales; Aspergillaceae
Exons: 2
Coding region: 1-2322 (773 amino acids)
Source: RefSeq, a predicted model, not a curated record
AUGGCGAUAUGGCCGUUUGGUCGUAAGAGCAAGCGGCACACGAUCCAGCUCGAUGCUCCUGCGGUGGCGGAGGUUCCGCCGCAGGACCCUCGCCACAGCUUCGAUGGCAGCAAGCUAGGCAGCAAGCCCUCUCGCAAAUCCUCGAAACGUCAGAAGAACCGACACAUUACGCCUACUGAAGAUUGCCCGAGUUCUCUGCACGAUGUCCUUCCAGCUUCUCAGUCUAACCAGUAUCCUCCGCCCAUGUCCCACAGCGAGCAACCAGCUUCAAUAAGAGGAGCCCGGCAACUGUCCUUUCGGCUCGGUCAGCAGCAUUCCGAUAGCUACACCUCUCACUCUAACACAAGCUAUGACCAGCCUACCUUGACUCGAUCAGGAUCGCUCCUAAAGUCGAAAAGAAGCGUUAGCGGACCAGCAGUCCUGAAGAAGAAACUUAGCAAGCGCAAGGCAUACGAGAUUGCUAGGGAACGAGAGAUCAGAUUGAUGGCUUCCGCACCGAUUGACAUCCCUCGUCGCCCAUCCCCGCUCCCUAGUGAGCACUUCUCCAUCGAAACCCGCAAAGGCCUCAGGGCUCCAAGUCGUCGUUCAGACCGCCACUUGUCUGACGUCAGUUUGUCAGUCCGUGACUCAGCUGAGUCGUCGUUAUCCGACAUCUUUGAGUCCUACACGUUCAAGGUCAACACUUUCGCAGCUUGGACACCCCGCCCAAUUAUUCGUUAUGUGGAAGCUCCCAAGCCCCCCACUUCGAAAAGCCAGAAGUCACCCGAGACAGUGAGCAAGAAAGACAAGGUGCCAACGUUUGCUGCAUCUGACGAAAAUGCUCAUUCGAAUAAGAAGGUAAAUGACCUGGCUGAUGCUCUGGACGCCGGUGCUCUACGGGAGUUAUUGGAAAGAGAUCGCCGGCGCAGGGAGAGAAAGCAGGCCGAGGAUCAGGAGAAAUUGCAACGCAAGUUGCAACAAGCCGCUGACCAGCAACAGCAGCACCCAGGCCGGCCUGGUGCUGGUAUUCGGGCUACACCGGUUUCUUUCGACGAAGGUGUCACUAGAUCUGAAGACACCAAGACUUUCCUGGGUGGUACCCCCCCGUCAGGGUCAUGGCUGAGAGGAGUUUCCAAAGAUUCUGAGCGACAAGGCUGCGAAACUCCAGAGAGUGCUAAUGCCAUCGGCACUCUUGACGAUAGCUCUAUCCGUGGACGCAGGGUUGUCCCGCGGCGUAGCUUCGCUCCGUCCACAGAGAUGGGAAUGUCUCGCAGCAGUCUGACUCCCUCUCAUUCACCGUCGAGGCGGGAGGUUUACAGUCCGACUUCUUCGCACCUGUAUGGUCUCGGUCGAGAAUCAACAUCGGAUGUCUCAAGGAUAAUCGACUCGGAUAGGCGUCUGUCAGACAAUAGCAGCGGUCGUGUGAACACUCUGACCUCAAUCUUUCGACGUGGGAGCUCACGCCUCAAGAGAAGCUACCGAGAACGUUUCCAUGAACGGAGCCCCGAGCCGUCGAACCCGUCGCAUGAAUCCUUUUUCAAAGUUCAAACACAGUCCUCGUCCGGUCCGGCGCCGUACGUGCCGCCCAAGGCAUUCCUUGGCACGGGCACGAUCAAGCGCUCCCAAUCGAAAUUCACGGAACAUUUCGGUGACGAACCUUUAUCACCACCUGACUCACGCCUUCAGUCUCCUGAUAUACCAGAAGUGGCUGACGAGUUUGAGAGGGACGAUGAUACCUCUGAUGUUAACAUGGUCACUCAAUAUCCUAUUCCAAGCUCUGCCUCCGACGUCCCGGAUUCUCGCAACAACCAUCACGACUCGUGGGGAGGCGAAAGCUGGGAUGGUAACCCGGAUGACGUCCCGCUAUCCCAGUCUCUAGCGUCGAUCGAUUCCGAGGGGUCAUGGAUGUCAGGGCAAUUCCUUCGUCGCAUUUCUCAGAAAAAAACAAGUAACCCCCUUCGGACCAGUCUCAGUUCAUCGAGGAACAAGCUUGAGGAGGAAGGCCACGAGGAUUCCCCCAAAGGUGAUGAAAUACCACUCAAUGAACCGUUCGUGAGAUUUGGAUCUGAGCAGGAUGAGCCUCCGCGGGUCGGAUAUGGCGCAGGUGCUCAGCGAGAUAGUACCAUGACCGUGGACCAUACACAAGACCCAGCAGAGGAAACCUGGCAUGCUCAAGUUGCAAGGCGUCCUGUGCUGGUGAAUCCGGCAGUCCGUCCCAAGUCAAACGAAGGCCUUCUCAAAACCAUUCUAUCUGCCGAUGAGGAGUUCAGCCCCAUUGAAGAACACUCUGCUGAAUUUGAGUUCGACACAAACGAAGACUACGAUAGAGGGCGCGCCCUCUGA